UUCUCUGUGCAAGGAGUGGGGGCUGGGGGGGGCGGGAUUGGCUGCAACCCAUUCCUCUUGCAGUUUCCCAACACAGCUGGGAGUGAACCCAAGUGUCUGGGUGACCUGACCUGGCCCUUCUCCCAAGCUGGGGCACGCUGCGGGGGUGGGCAGGGCGGGAUUAAAGUCCAAGGGCUUUAGGCUCAGAUUUAACGGGACCGAGAGGCUGGAGCUGCGGAUGGAGCCGGGGACUGCUGGGCCCAGGACCCCUGAGAGAGCAGGUUGCCUUCACCCCCGAUUCCCACCAUGCCCUAUCUACCAGCCUUUGUCUCUCUCCUUCUCCUCGCCCUCCUCCCUGGGGUGGCCCCCCAGUGCCACGUGGCUGUGGCUGGGGAGUGCCUGAAACACACAGCCCCCGUCCCUGGCUACAGCCUGGUUGGGCAAGGCUUUGACAUCACCACCCUCAAGCCCACUGGGGCCUCCUUGGUGGACAUCAACUGGUGGACCUACCCCAACGGCUCUUGCACUCUUUGCCACAACCCGGCACUGGAGGGACAGCUCCAGCAGUUGCCCCUAGCUGUGGUGGACUGGCAAGCCCAGGACCCCUGCUUGGAGACCAACGAGAGUGCCGUGAAGCUGUCCCCUCUGGAGGUGGCCCGGUGGGCUAGCACUGUGGUGCAAAACGACUGGACAGUGGGGCUGGAGGUGGAUGUCCAGGCCGCACCCGACACCCAGGUGGUGCUGGCUGGGAGCCGUUCCAGGAUGGCCGAGAUCAGCUCAGACAAGGCCCGGCAGGACAAGUACGCCUUCAUUGGCCGGGAGGUGUCGUGCCAGUACUACCAAUUCCGCCUGGGCCAGAAUCCCCCACUAUCCCCGGACUUCUCCCAGGCCCUCUCCGACCUCCCAGACAACUAUGGCCUCAGCUCCAGGGAGGACUACCUGCGCUUCCUGGGCAUCUAUGGCACUCACUACUUAGCCCUCGUCCACGUGGGUGGCCACCACCAGGAAAUCAAGGCAGUGCCCGUGUGCCGGGUGGCACUGGAUGGGCUCACAGUGGACCAGGUCCGGGACUGCCUCGACGUGGAGGUGGAAGCUGGGUUGGGUGGUGGGCAGGCCAAGGUGGACAGCAUCUAUGCCCUCUGUGAGAAGACCAAGGCGGCAUUGGCCAAGAGCUUCCAUCAGGUCUACGCCGAGAGCCACGUGGAGGCAGCCGGCGGCCAUCACCACGUCGACUUCCUCCUCCAAGGAGGAAGAGGUUCUGGGGCCUACGCUCGUUGGGUGGAAGGCCUCAAAGCCAACCCUGGGCUCAUCUCUUACACUCUGAUCCCCAUCCAUGCCUUGGCAAGGAAGGGUAACCCACGGCGGGCCUCUCUCCAGAGGGCUGUGAGCCAAUAUGUCCUUGAGGGGGCGCUGUGGAGGAACUGCACCCGUCCCUGCCCCCUGGGCACCCAACGAAGCCCGUGGGACCCAUGCACCUGCCUGUGCUCAGAGGAGGUGGGGUGGGACACAUCCUGCUGCUCCCGGGAGCGAGGCCUGGGCCGGCUCAUGGUGACGGUGGUCAAUGCCAGUAGGCUCUACGGGGACCUCGGCACCCAGUCAGAUGCCUAUGUCAAGGUGUUUUAUGGGGGGCAGGAGCUGCGGGCAGACACAGUGUGGAACAGUGACAGCCCGGCAUGGGGGGUGGGACUGGAUUUUGGGGUGGGGCGGGUAGACGGUGAAGACGGGCUGAGGUUGGAGGUGUGGGACGAGGACAAUGGGCAUGAUGAUGACCUACUGGGGGCCUGUGGGGAGGUGCCUGUGGCUGGCGCCCCCCAGUCCCGCACCUGCUAUUUGGCCUAUGGGCAGCUCCACUUCCUGUACCGCCUCCAGUGUGGGCCUGGCCUGGGUGGGCCCCAGUGCCAGGACUAUGCCCCCUGGCCCCCUGAGAUAUAACUGCCCCCCCAGGGGGCUUUCCCUCUUCAGGUCCUCCAGCCCCAUAACCACAUGGACUGGGGCCACAAAGCGGGGAGGGGCCAGGAGGAGGAGAGAGGGGGUGAUGGGAUGGGUCCACCUGACCCAUCAAUGACCCUGAGAUGAUCCCAACAAAUGAUCCCAUCCAUAGCUCCACCUACCAAUAAUGGCAACCCAAUCCUAAGCAAGGACACCAAACCUAACCCAGCCAACCAAUGGCAUCAACCCAACUCCAACAAAUGACCCCACCCCUAGCCCAACCCACUAAUCUCCUUCCCCCAGGGCCUUCCCCUUCAAACCCUGUACACACAUCCCUGGCAGGGAGGGAGUCUAAUUAGGGUGAUUUCCAAGGUUCAUUAGCAGUAAUGAGACAAUGGGCAACCGGCCUGUGGGGGGAAUAAAGGCAUUUGAGUUGACUUCCUGCCAAAUGUGUGUGUGUGUGUAGCCCUCAAUCGGGGGGCUAACCCCUCCUCUACCCACAAUCCCUUGGCCCCUCUCAUUCCUGAAGAAGUCUCAAGAAACAUGAAUUUUCUUCAGAACUCCCCCCCAUUUUAUUGACUAUUUUUCACCCCACAAUGGUGCCGGGGCCAGGGGAGGGGCAGCUACAGAGCUACCCGCCCCAUGCCUUUCCUCACCCCUUUUUGACCACUCUGAGCCCCCUGGGACCUGAGGUUCCCCUGUAUCCAACAUGGCUGCCGAGUCGGGGUGGGUUCACUGGUUGUCCUGGUGAUGGUUUCAAUAUGGCCGCCUUGGCCAAGAGUUUCCACUGGUUGCCUUGAUGAUGGUUUCAGUGUGGCUGCCUUUUGCAAGGGGUUCCACUGGUUGUCUUGGCAAUGCUUUCAAUAGGCCGCCUUUGCCAAGGGCUCAAAAUGGCUGCCCAGGCAAAGGUGUUGAGCAUGGUUGCUAUGGGCAGGGGGCCAAUAUGGCCGUCUUGGCAACAAAGUGAACAUGGCUGAUAUGGGGAUGGUUCAGUAUGGCUGCCUGGGCAGCAGGGGGGGUGUCAACAUGGUCACCAUGGUGAUGGUAUCAAUAUGACUACCAUGAGGAGGGUCAAUGGGGUUGCCCAAGAAAGGGGUGGAGCUUGGUUCCUAUAGGGGGUGGUCAAAAUGGCUACCUUAGCAACAGGGUCACCACAGUUGCCAUGGCGAUGGGAUGAACAUGGUUGCCAUCAGAGGGGUUCAAUAUGGCCACCCUGGCAACGGGCCCAAGAUGGUGGCUGCAGGGAAAAUUCAAAAUGGCCAUCUUGGUAAUGGGGUGUGUAGGGCUUCCAAAGGGGGGGUUCAAAAUGGCCACCCUGGCAACAGGUUAAACCUGGUUGCCAUGGGGGGGGGUCAAAAGGGUCGCCUUGA
This is a messenger RNA of Alligator sinensis (Chinese alligator), 3278 nucleotides long. Its product is annotated as perforin-1-like. Lineage: Eukaryota; Metazoa; Chordata; Crocodylia; Alligatoridae. The coding region runs from base 286 to 1911 and encodes 541 amino acids. The transcript is spliced from 3 exons. The record is from RefSeq and is a predicted model, not a curated record.